GGAAGUGCGGUCGGAUGUCCGAAGGCCGGAGCUUAGGGUUUUCAGGUGAAACUUGAGGCCCCUUAGCGCCCGUGGGCGCGGGCGAGAGCCGGGGAUCCGGUCUCAGCGGACGAGUGCAGGCCGGGCCUCCCGGCACUGCCGCCCUUCCCGAGCAGCUCCAGCAGUUGAGGGUCGGCGCUGUCCUGGGCUCAUCUAGCUUCUCCCUCGGUUGUCCGCACCCUUCGGGGCCCGCCAUCACGAAACCUGACAGCUCAAGUCGGAAUGGACGAGGAGAGCCUGGAAAACGCCCUGCAGACCUACCGGGCCCAGCUUCAGCAGGUGGAACAGGCGCUAGGUGCCGAUCUGGAUGCAUCGGAGCAGGCGGACCUCCACCAGCUGCAGGGCGACCUGAAGGAACUGAUCGAACUCACCGAGGCGAGCCUGGUGUCGAUCAGAAAGAGCAAACUACUGGCUACGCUGGACCAGCAGCAGCCUACACAGGAGGAUGCAGAGUACCUGGCUUUCCAGAAGGCCAUUGCGGAAGAGGUGGAGGCGCCUGCCACCCCGGAGACUAUUCCUGGGAGAGAGUUGCGGCCCGGACCCACUUCCCCUGCACUGGAGGAGGAAGACGGGGAGGAUCGCGACCUGGAGGAGCUGAGUGGUACCAAGGUGAACGCCCCCUACUACAGCUCAUGGGGCACGCUGGAGUAUCACAACGCCAUGGUUGUGGGCGCCGAAGAGGCUGAGGAUGGCUCGGCCUGCGUCCGUGUACUAUAUCUGUAUCCCACUCACAAGUCCUUGAAGCCCUGCCCGUUCUUCCUGGAGGGAAAAUGCCGCUUCAAGGACAACUGCAGGUUCUCCCAUGGGCAGGUAGUCUCUGUGGAUGAGCUGCGCCCCUUCCAAGACCCAGACUUGAGCUUGCUGCAGGUCGGCUCUGCAUGUCUGGCAAAGCACCAGGAUGGCCUGUGGUACCCAGCACGAAUCACUGAUGUAGACAAUGGCUACUACACAGUUAAGUUUGACUCACUGCUGCUGAAGGAGGCUGUGGUAGAAGGGGACAGCAUCCUGCCCCCGCUGCGCACAGAGGCCACAGAGUCAUCUGACUCAGACAGUGGAGAUACAGGUGACUCCAGCUAUGCCAGAGUGGUGGAAUCCAGCACAGCGGACACUGGGACCUGCAGUUCUGCUUUUGCUGGCUGGGAGGUGCACACACGAGGCAUUGGCUCCAAACUCCUUGCCAAAAUGGGCUAUGAGUUUGGCAAGGGUCUGGGCCGACAUGCAGAAGGCCGUGUGGAGCCCAUCCAUGCCGUAGUAUUGCCUCGAGGAAAGUCACUGGACCAGUGUGCUGAAAUACUACAGAAGAGGACUAAGGGGGGAAGGACUGGCACCAACAGGCCACCAAGGUGCCGGGCAAGUAGGGGUGGCCGUCCACUCCCUCGGAAUGUGUUUGACUUCCUGAAUGAAAAACUGCAGAGCCAGGCUCCUGGGUUCCCAGACACAGGGGCAGAUGCCCCAGGGAAAAAGAACAAGGACAUGUACCAUGCCAGCAAGAGUACCAAGCAGGCCCUGAGGCUACGGCUCUUCCAGACUGAGGAAAAGAUUGAGCGGACCCAGCGGGACAUCCAGGGCAUCCAGGAGGCUCUAACCCGGAAUGCUGGCCGGCACAGUGUGGCAACAGCUCAACUGCAGGAGAAGCUGGCAGGAGCCCAGCGGAAGCUGGGUCAGCUCCGUGCUCAGGAGGCUGGCCUACAGCAGGAACAGCAGAAGGCAGACACUCAUAGGAAGAUGACGGAAUUCUAGCAACCAUACAUGGAUUGUGGCUAGAGCCCUGGGACCCAGCUCCUAACUACCUUGGCAAAAAGACUAGCAGUCACCCUGAUUUCUAGAAUCCCCUAGAAAGGGGCCAUCCCACUCUUAGGCUGGUCCUUGCCUCUGCUGAGUAGAGAUGGGACUGCAGUAACUUGUGGACUCUUGCCCACCUACCAGUAUUUUGGGUUAUCUCCUUAGUGAGGAUAUUAAAGUCAUUUUAUCACAA
Messenger RNA from Jaculus jaculus (lesser Egyptian jerboa), 2014 nucleotides. It is a transcript of the gene Zgpat, whose product is annotated as zinc finger CCCH-type and G-patch domain containing. The coding region runs from base 262 to 1779 and encodes 505 amino acids. The record is from RefSeq and is a predicted model, not a curated record. NCBI's taxonomy places the organism in Eukaryota, Metazoa, Chordata, Mammalia, Rodentia, Dipodidae. The transcript has 6 exons. Gene Ontology annotation, cellular component: nucleus. Gene Ontology annotation, biological process: regulation of transcription by RNA polymerase II; negative regulation of DNA-templated transcription. Gene Ontology annotation, molecular function: DNA-binding transcription factor activity, RNA polymerase II-specific; metal ion binding; RNA polymerase II cis-regulatory region sequence-specific DNA binding.